AUGCGGGGCCCGCUGGGCACCGAGGAGGAGCUGCCGCGGCUGUUCGCGGACGAGAUGGAGAACGAGGACGAGAUGUCAGAAGAAGAAGAUGGUGGCCUUGAAGGCUUCGAUGACUUUUUCCCUGAGGAGCCCGUGAGCCUUCCCAAGAAGAAGAAGUCCAAGAAGCUCAAGGAGAACAGGUCCAAAGGGAAGAGGAAGAAGAAAGAGGGGAGCAACGAUGAGCUGUCGGAAAAUGAAGAGGAGCUGGAAGAGAAGUCGGACAGUGAGGGCAGUGACUACUCCCCAAAUAAAAAGAAGAAGAAGAAGCUCAAGGACAAGAAGGAGAAAAAAGCCAAGCGGAGAAAGAAAGAUGAGGACGAGGACGAGAACGAUGACGGGUGCCUCAAGGAGCCCAAGUCCUCGGGGCAGCUCAUGGCCGAGUGGGGCCUGGACGACGUGGAGUACGCGUUCUCAGAGGCCGACUAUCGCACGCUGACCAACUACAAGGCCUUCAGCCAGUUCCUCAGGCCCCUCAUCGCCAAGAAGAACCCGAAGAUCCCCAUGUCCAAAAUGAUGACCGUUCUGGGCGCCAAGUGGCGAGAGUUCAGCGCCAACAACCCCUUUAAGGGCAGCUCGGCGGCGGCGGCCGCAGCGGCAGUGGCCGCGGCCGUGGAGACGGUCACCAUCGCGCCUCCGCUGGCCAUCAGCCCCCAGCAGGCACCCCAGCCUGUGCCCGUCCGCAAGGCCAAGACCAAGGAGGGCAAGGGGCCUGGAGUGAGGAAGAAGAUCAAAGGCUCCAAGGAUGUGAAGAGAAAGGGCAAAGGGAGGAAGGUGGCCGGGCUCAAGUUCCGCUUCGGAGGGGUUGGCAGCAAGAGGAAGAAAGGCUCCUCGAGCGAGGAGGAGGAGCGGGAGGAGUCGGACUUCGACAGCGCCAGCAUCCACAGCUCCUCUGUGCGCUCCGAGUGUUCUGCCCUGCUGGGGAGGAAGAGCAAGAGGAGGCGCCAGAAGAAGAGAAUUGAUGAUGGUGAUGGCUAUGACACGGACCACCAGGACUACUGUGAGGUGUGCCAGCAGGGUGGGGAGAUCAUCCUGUGCGACACCUGCCCGAGGGCCUACCACCUCGUCUGCCUGGACCCAGAGCUGGAGAAAGCUCCCGAGGGCAAGUGGAGCUGUCCCCACUGUGUAAGCCCUUGGCAGACACGCCGGGGCGGGAUUUUGUCUGUGCCUGGCUUCUGGACUCCUGCGCGGUCUUCUGGGGCAGAACAUGGGGAAGUGCGAGUGGGAGGGGGGGAGUCGCUCCCUGGUGGAGGGGGGGUCCUGGUCCAGGGUGCCUCCACCUGGACUCCCCCCCUCCAGGAGAAGGAGGGGAUCCAGUGGGAGCCGAAGGACGACGACGACGACGACGAGGAGGGCGGCUGCGAGGAGGAGGAGGACGACCACAUGGAGUUCUGCCGCGUGUGCAAGGACGGCGGCGAGCUGCUCUGCUGCGACGCCUGCCCCUCCUCCUACCACCUGCACUGCCUCAACCCGCCGCUGCCCGAGAUCCCAAACGGUGAAUGGCUCUGCCCGCGCUGUACUUGUCCCCCGCUGAAGGGCAAAGUCCAGCGGAUCCUGCACUGGAGGUGGACAGAGCCCCCAGCCCCCUUCAUGGUGGGGCUGCCGGGGUCCGACGUAGAGCCUGGCGUUCCACCACCCAAGCCCCUAGAGGGCAUCCCGGAGAGAGAGUUCUUUGUCAAGUGGGCUGGGCUCUCCUACUGGCACUGCUCCUGGGUGAAGGAGCUGCAGCUGGAGCUCUACCACACGGUGAUGUAUCGCAACUACCAAAGAAAGAACGACAUGGACGAGCCACCGCCCUUUGACUACGGCUCUGGCGAUGAGGAUGGCAAGAGCGAGAAAAGAAAGAACAAGGACCCCCUCUACGCCAAGAUGGAGGAGCGCUUCUACCGCUACGGCAUCAAGCCCGAGUGGAUGAUGGUCCACCGCAUCCUGAACCACAGCUUCGACAAAAAGGGGGACGUGCAUUACCUGAUCAAGUGGAAAGACCUGCCCUACGACCAGUGCACCUGGGAGAUUGACGACAUUGACAUCCCCUACUACGACAACCUGAAGCAGGCCUACUGGGGCCACAGGGAAUUGAUGCUGGGGGAGGAUGCCAGGCUGCCCAAGAGGCUGGUCAAGAAGGGCAAGAAGCUGAAGGAUGACAAACAGGAGAAGCCCCCGGACACGCCCAUUGUGGAUCCCACGGUCAAGUUUGACAAGCAGCCGUGGUACAUCGACUCCACGGGCGGCACACUGCACCCGUACCAGCUGGAGGGUCUUAACUGGCUGCGCUUUUCCUGGGCCCAGGGCACCGACACCAUCCUGGCCGAUGAGAUGGGUCUGGGCAAGACGGUGCAGACCAUCGUCUUCCUCUACUCCCUGUACAAGGAGGGCCACUCCAAGGGGCCCUACCUGGUCAGUGCGCCCCUGUCCACCAUCAUCAACUGGGAACGUGAGUUUGAGAUGUGGGCGCCCGACUUCUACGUGGUCACCUACACGGGGGACAAGGAGAGCCGCUCUGUGAUCCGGGAGAACGAGUUUUCGUUUGAGGACAACGCCAUUCGGAGCGGGAAGAAGGUGUUCCGGAUGAAGAAAGAAGUGCAGAUCAAAUUCCACGUCCUGCUGACCUCCUACGAGCUCAUCACCAUCGACCAGGCCAUCCUGGGCUCCAUCGAGUGGGCCUGCCUCGUGGUGGAUGAGGCCCACCGGCUCAAGAACAACCAGUCCAAGUUCUUUAGGGUCUUGAAUAGCUACAAGAUCGAUUACAAGCUGCUGCUGACGGGGACCCCCCUUCAGAACAACCUGGAAGAGCUCUUCCACCUCCUCAAUUUCCUGACCCCAGAGAGGUUCAACAACCUGGAGGGCUUCCUGGAGGAGUUUGCCGACAUCUCCAAGGAAGACCAGAUCAAGAAGCUGCAUGACCUGCUGGGGCCGCACAUGCUAAGGCGGCUCAAGGCUGACGUGUUCAAGAACAUGCCGGCCAAGACCGAGCUGAUCGUCCGCGUGGAACUGAGCCAGAUGCAGAAGAAGUACUACAAGUUCAUCCUCACGCGGAACUUCGAGGCGCUGAACUCCAAGGGGGGCGGGAACCAGGUGUCACUGCUCAACAUCAUGAUGGACCUGAAGAAGUGUUGCAACCACCCUUACCUCUUCCCCGUGGCUGCCGUGGAGGCCCCUGUCCUGCCCAAUGGCUCCUAUGAUGGCAGCUCUCUGGUCAAGUCUUCAGGGAAGCUCAUGUUGCUGCAAAAGAUGCUCAAGAAACUGCGGGACGAAGGGCACCGUGUACUUAUCUUCUCCCAGAUGACCAAGAUGCUGGACCUCCUGGAGGACUUCCUGGAGUAUGAGGGCUACAAAUAUGAGCGGAUUGACGGUGGCAUCACCGGGGGCCUCCGGCAAGAGGCGAUUGACAGAUUCAACGCCCCUGGGGCCCAGCAGUUCUGCUUCCUCCUCUCGACCCGGGCAGGUGGCCUGGGCAUCAACCUGGCCACGGCUGACACGGUCAUCAUCUACGACUCAGACUGGAACCCGCACAAUGACAUCCAGGCCUUCAGCCGCGCCCACCGCAUCGGGCAGAACAAGAAGGUGAUGAUCUACCGCUUCGUGACGCGGGCCUCGGUGGAGGAGCGCAUCACGCAGGUGGCCAAGCGUAAGAUGAUGCUCACCCACCUGGUGGUGCGGCCCGGCCUGGGCUCCAAGUCCGGCUCCAUGACCAAGCAGGAGCUGGACGACAUCCUCAAGUUCGGCACGGAGGAGCUCUUCAAGGACGACGUGGAGGGCAUGAUGUCUCAGGGCCAGAGGCCCGCCACGCCCAUCCCUGAUGUCCAGUCCUCCAAAGGGGGAGCCCUGGCCGCCAGCGCGAAGAAAAAGCACGGCAGCACCCCGCCAGGUGACAACAAGGACGUGGAGGACAGCAGUGUGAUCCACUAUGAUGAUGCGGCCAUCUCCAAGCUGCUGGACCGCAACCAGGACGCCACGGACGACACAGAGCUGCAGAACAUGAAUGAAUACCUGAGCUCCUUCAAGGUGGCGCAGUACGUGGUGCGCGAGGAGGACGGCGUGGAGGAGGUGGAGCGGGAGAUCAUCAAGCAGGAGGAGAACGUGGACCCCGACUACUGGGAGAAGCUGCUCCGGCACCACUAUGAACAGCAGCAGGAGGACCUGGCCCGCAACCUGGGCAAAGGCAAGCGCAUCCGCAAGCAGGUCAACUACAACGACGCCUCCCAGGAGGACCAGGAGUGGCAAGACGAGCUCUCGGACAACCAGUCCGAAUAUUCCAUUGGAUCCGAGGACGAGGACGAGGACUUUGAAGAAAGGCCGGAAGGGCAGAGUGGACGGCGACAAUCCAGGAGGCAGCUGAAGAGCGACAGGGACAAGCCCCUGCCCCCGCUUCUCGCCCGGGUCGGCGGCAACAUUGAGGUGCUGGGCUUCAACGCCCGACAGCGGAAGGCCUUUCUGAACGCCAUCAUGCGCUGGGGCAUGCCCCCCCAGGACGCUUUCAACUCCCACUGGCUGGUGCGGGACCUUCGCGGGAAGACUGAGAAGGAGUUUAGAGCCUAUGUGUCCCUCUUCAUGCGGCACCUGUGUGAGCCGGGGGCCGACGGCGCCGAGACCUUCGCCGACGGCGUGCCCCGCGAGGGCCUCUCCAGGCAGCACGUGCUCACGCGCAUCGGGGUCAUGUCACUAGUUAGGAAGAAGGUUCAGGAGUUUGAGCAGGUCAAUGGGAAGUACAGCACCCCGGAUUUGAUCCCUGAGGGGCCCGAGGGCAAGAAGCCAGGCGAGGUCAUCUCCUCGGAUCCCACCACGCCAGUGCCCGCCAGCCCUGCCCACCUUCUGCCUGCCCCGCUGGGCCUGCCAGACAAAAUGGAAGGCCAGCUGGGCUACUUGGAAGAGAAGGAGCUGGGGGUGCAGAAGCCAAAGAAGCCCCCAGAAAUCCAGGCCCUGCCAACUGCCCUGGACAGAGCGGAGGGUGAGGGCAAGCACGAGAACUCGGAUGGCAAGGAGAGGGCCCGAGAGGAGCGACUGGAGGAGAUGGAGAAGGCCCAGCCCCCCCCAGAGCAGCUGCCGAAAGAAGAAGUGCUUGCUGAGAAGGAGAAGAUUCUGGACAAGUUGGAGCUGAGCUUGAUUCACAGCAGAAGCGAUGGCAGUGAUUUCAGGCCAGAUGACACCAAAGCCGAGGAGAAGGAGCCCAUUGAAACACAGCAAAAUGGUGACAAAGAGGAAGAGGAGGAGGGAAAGAGGGAGGACAAGAUCGGGAAGUUCAAGUUCAUGUUCAACAUCGCAGAUGGGGGCUUCACAGAGCUACACACACUGUGGCAGAAUGAGGAACGUGCUGCUGUGUCCUCGGGGAAAAUCUACGACAUCUGGCACCGGCGCCACGACUACUGGCUGCUGGCAGGCAUCGUGACGCACGGCUAUGCCCGUUGGCAGGACAUCCAGAACGACCCGAGAUACAUGAUCCUCAACGAGCCCUUCAAGUCUGAGAUCCACAAGGGCAACUACCUGGAGAUGAAGAACAAGUUCCUGGCUCGCAGGUUCAAGCUGCUGGAGCAGGCGCUGGUCAUCGAGGAGCAACUCCGGAGGGCCGCGUACCUCAACAUGACCCAGGACCCCAACCACCCCGCCAUGGCCCUCAACGCCCGCCUGGCCGAGGUGGAGUGCCUUGCCGAGAGCCACCAGCACCUGUCCAAGGAGUCCCUCGCCGGGAACAAGCCUGCCAACGCCGUCCUGCACAAGGUCCUGAACCAGCUGGAGGAGCUGCUGAGCGACAUGAAGGCGGAUGUGACGCGCCUGCCCUCCAUGCUGUCCCGCAUCCCCCCAGUGGCCGCCCGUCUCCAGAUGUCAGAGCGCAGCAUCCUGAGCCGCCUGACCAACCGAGCCGGGGACCCCACCAUCCAGCAGGGCGCUUUCGGCUCUUCCCAGAUGUACAGCAACAACUUUGGGCCCAACUUCCGGGGCCCUGGACCGGGAGGGAUUGUCAACUACAACCAGAUGCCCCUGGGGCCCUAUGUGACCGAUAUCUAGCCGUCCCCGAGAU
Molecule: messenger RNA, 6052 nt
Organism: Kogia breviceps (pygmy sperm whale)
Lineage: Eukaryota; Metazoa; Chordata; Mammalia; Artiodactyla; Physeteridae
Source: RefSeq, a predicted model, not a curated record